This is a messenger RNA of Camelina sativa (false flax), 888 nucleotides long. The record is from RefSeq and is a predicted model, not a curated record. NCBI's taxonomy places the organism in Eukaryota, Viridiplantae, Streptophyta, Magnoliopsida, Brassicales, Brassicaceae.
AUGGCUGAAAUGGAUAGUAGUGUUACUUCAGUCCGCAAUGCUAUAUCUUAUGUCAGAUCAGGACCAAAAAGGAGAAAGGCAUUUGAGAUGAGAGUGGAAAGUGGUAGAUUCACGAAGGGUAGUUUGCCUCUAGAUGUAAGCACUAGAUGGAAUUCGACAUAUUUGUUGUUGACAAGAGCAAUUAAGUUCAAAGGAGAUUUUGAUAGGAUGGAUAUUGAAGAUAAGCUUUACAAUGAUUAUUUCUUAGAGUAUGAGAAUGGAGAAAAAAGGUUAGGACCUCCUUUGAUGAAUGAUUGGCAUAAAAUAGAAAGUGAGAUAGUAAACAUUGCAGUGAAGCUUCAGUUACUUUGUCUUAAUAGCGAUGAUGAUGUGAUGGUUAAUGCCAAGAAGAUGUAUAAGAAAUUUGACAAAUAUUGGGAUGACAUUAAGAACAUAAACAUCAUGUUGAUAAUUGCUAGUGUUUUUGAUCCGAGAAAGAAGAUGGAGUUUGCAAAUUUGUGUUUUGCGGAGCUGUAUGGAGAAGAUAGUACAAGUGCUAAGGGGUUGAAUGAAUCAGUUUUGAUUGCCAUGCGUGCGAUGUAUAAGGAGUAUAGUGAAAGAUAUGCUGAAUCAACAUCUCAGGCAUCCGGUCAGUCUGAAUCAUCAUCUCAGUUUAAUGAAGUGAGGAAAACAGAUGGGUUAUUCGACUCAAAGGAAGAUGAAAUUGAUGGUUAUAACCCAAUAGAGCAGAAGUAUGAUACAUUGCUAAGAAAUAUUGAAGUUAGAGAUACUAAUGAAUUGGAAACUUAUUUGAGAGUAGAAGUUGAGAAUCCUGAACUGAUUGUGGGCAUUGAGUAUGAUAUUCUCUCUUGGUGGAAAUUCAACAGUGCAAGGUAUCCCAUUAUCUAA